UUUGCUGGGAACAGUGGCGAGUUGUCCAGGUGCAGCUCACUAGAUAUGUGCGACUUGUGCACCGGGAAGGAGCUGAGUGAUCGAUGCCUUCUUUGUGACACACCUCCUUCUUUCAGUUUGGAAGACUCUUCAAUGUCGAAGAUGACGACGCCCAUUGCAUCCUCGAACAUGCCAGUCGAGGGUCUGCACGAGAGACGUACAAACGGUGACAAGCCAAAUGGAGGACACCCGAUGGACGUAGAAGCGCAGGAGAAGAUUCCCAUUGGAAUUCAUUCCCCCAUUCCUCCUGCUCCUGCAGCAAUUGUGGAAGAGGAAGAAGAUUUCAAAGUGGCAACUGUGAGCUACGCAGAUAUCGCGAAGCAAUUUUCUUUGCUGGGGUGGGUGGCUUUUGGAGGCCCCGCCGCGCACAUUGCUCUCUUUCAGAAGCGCCUCGUGGAGAGGCUCCGAUGGUUGACACUGCCCGUGUAUCUGGAGAUCUUCGCUCUCUGCCAGUGCUUGCCGGGGCCUGCUUCGACGCAAGUGUCUUUUGCAUUAGGCGUCUUGAAGAAAGGAGUGCUCGGUGGGCUCCUCUCUGGAAUCUUGUUUCAGUAUCCUGGUGCGAUUAUCAUGACCGCCAUCGGUGUCUUCGCAGCGAAGAAGCUUGAGAAUCCUCAAGGGUGGCUGGACGGAAUUGCAGCAGGUGUGGCAGCUGUUGGUAUUGCUCUUGUAGCCUCCGCUUCCAAAUCCAUGUGCAGAAAAUUGUGUGCCACGCCUUUGCUGGCGACCAUCUGCACGGUGACUGCCGUCAUUGCUUUCUACUGGCCGAAGCCCUAUACAUUUCCAGCCGUCAUCGUAGGGAGUGGAUUGGUUACGAUCUUCUGGUCGUACUACAAGAAAGAGACGCCGAAGAAGAAAACGGCCACAGAGGAUUCAGCGGGGAAGCAUGGGUUCGGGGUGUACGCCGGUGCUGUACUGAUAACCGUCUGGCUGGUUGCAUUGGUCAUCACGCUCAUUGUUCGGCGCGCAUCGAAGAAUCCAUCCAUGCUCCUCCAGUGGUGGGAGGUCUUCUACCGCACGGGCUCAGUAAUCUAUGGAGGAGGUCAAGUUGUGCUCCCAAUGCUUUACACAGACCUCGUCCAGCAGGACUGCAACAGCGAAGGUGUCUGCCAGGACAACCCCAGCACGUGGGUGACGAGCACACAAUUCUACGCGGGGUUAGGCGUGCAGCAGGCACUCCCAGGCCCGUUGUUCAACUUCUCAGCGUAUUUGGGAACGAUCAUGGCCAUCAAACAAGGAUAUACGUUUGUCGUCGGAGCCAUCAUCGCCUGGCUCGGCAUCUUCGUUCCUGGCAUCCUGCUCAUCUUUGGGAUGCUACCGUUUUGGGGGAAGUUUAGAAACUGGGGCUUGUACAACCGGGCUUUACCAGGCUUGAAUGCUGCAGGAAUUGGACUGAUCGUCACGUCGGUCUUUUCCCUCACGCUCGGCGCAUACAAGCAGAGUCCGUUCCCCAACACUUCCAUUUGUAUAGGGAUUCUAGGUUUCACCGCCGUGGAUCAGCUGCACUGGUUAGAGCCUCUUGUUGUCGUUGGCGGCGGAGUGGUGGGCGUCAUCGCGUGGGCGCUGAACAUGUCCUGAGACUGGCGUCGAUCUCACGGCCAUCACCGCUGAUGCGCAUCUAUCCAUUUGGUCAAGUAGAAUUAGUUCCGGAAAUCUUAUUUUCUCUUCACUAAGAGAUCCAUUGCUACAGAUAAAUGAACCCGUAACCCAGCCAAGUUGUGUCCCUUAUACCAUGUACUGUAGUGUGUCCAAGUGAUGCCUUUCUCCUUGUUUUCUGUGGGACAAAUGACAAAAGGCCAAUUUUUUCCUUUCUCAAGUUCUGGGUGCUUUGGACGAGAAUGACUGGUGGGUAAGUUGGAUAGGUGUCCACUAACCAGAGGUUUCAAUUCAAUGAAUAAGAAAUAUAACCCCUUACACUUGUUGGUGUGAGAUUCUAAUGUAUGUUU
Physcomitrium patens is the source of this 1982-nucleotide messenger RNA. RefSeq lists its product as uncharacterized. Gene Ontology annotation, biological process: chromate transport. Lineage: Eukaryota; Viridiplantae; Streptophyta; Bryopsida; Funariales; Funariaceae. The record is from RefSeq and is a predicted model, not a curated record. Gene Ontology annotation, molecular function: chromate transmembrane transporter activity.